GCCGACCGAGCGGCCGCGCGAGCCGCGAGCUGCCGGAGCUGUGGCGGCGCGCGCUGUGACCGGUGUCGGAGGCAGGAGACGCACCAUGCCGACAGGAGUGGAGCGCCAGCCGCCGGUGGCCGCCUCGGCCGCGGGCACGGCGGCGGCGGGACAGCACAUCAAGCCCUCCCACUUCUGGUCGUCGUCGUUCGCGCCGCCGUCCGACUACUGGGACCACUCCCAGUCGCACAGUCUGCUGGAGAUCGAGACGCUGUCGGUGAGCGACCCGCGCGGCGCCGGCUACGCCAGCCUGCCGCCGGCCAGCGUCCGGCCCGCCCAGACCCUGGAGCGCGCCUCAAAGUCGUCCAGCCUCAAACGGCUCUGCGGUAAGGGCGUGACGAGGAUGGGCUCCUACCUGGAGACGCUGCACCGCUCGGCGCGGAUCGCCGACAUCCCAGAGAGCGCCGAGGAGGGCUCCGAGGAGGUGGCCGGGGCGGAGGGGACGCCGGUGCGCGCCCCUCCGCCGCCGCGGGUCACCGGCCGCCGGCAGGGCCGGGCGCCGCUGCGGACCGCGUUCGGAGGUGUCGCCGACGGUCCUCCGGCGGUGCCGGCGGGAGGAGGGUCUCCGACAGGACAGGAGCCGAGCAGCUCGGACGAGUCCUCCGAGGACAACAGCCAGGGCGCCGGGAGGUCGCCGGUGCCGUCCUCGCACAUCUACAUCGACAUGCCGCCGCGGCGGUGGUCCGCCCCCGCCUGGAACUGCGCCUCAGGCUCGGAGCCGGAGAGUGAGGGCCGGCCGGGUGUCCGGCGCCGGCCGCCGCCCUGCUCGGCGGGCCUGCUGCGGCCCUGCAGCUGCCGCGCGCGCCACUGCGCCGCCGCCGCCGCCGAGCUCGACCCGUGGGACCACCGCGCCAUCGAGUACGUCAUGGUGCCCAAGUCGCAGUACCUGUCGCUGUACCGGGCCAACCGGCUGCUGCGCGACCCGUGCUGCUGCCAGGGCCUCGGGCGCGCCAGCAAACUGUGCGACAACUGCCUGCGGCCUACCGUGCUGCUCCGCUCACCGUCGCCCGCCUCGGCCGCCGGGGUGGGCGGCAGCGGGGGCGGCAGCGGCGGGAUCACCAGUGACGCCGCCGGCAGCACCAGCAGCAGCGGCGUCAGCAGCAUUCACGGCAGGCGGACGGCCGCGCCCGCACCGGCGCCGGCACAGCGAGCGCAGACGCUGCUGCCCCGUCUGACCAAGAGCCAGCCGGCGGGGAAGAAGGCGGCGCGACACACCCGGUUCUCCAGUCAGGAGCUGCUGCUGGAUUACGACUCUGACCAGCAGGUGCUCCGGCGCGAGCCGCCCGUCAGAGAAAAGGCGCACAGCUCGCGGGCGGGGAUCGUGCUGGCCGGUAACUGCCACGUGCCUCUGGACAGUGGCAGCGGCACCACUCUGCGGCGGGGACCGAUGAAGCUCGACUACACCGACAGCUGGAGGUCGCUGUCGCGCAACACCAGCUCCCCGGCCGGCAGCUGCGGAGGGUCACGGUGACGGCUGCGACCCCAGAGAGAGCAGUAACUGCAGCUCUUAGUGACAACACCAGCUCCCCGGCCGGCAGCUGCGGAGGGUCACGGUGACGGCUGCGGCUCGAGGGACAGCUGCACCUCCGGCGGCAGCAGCUGCAGCUCUCGGCGGCAGCUGCAGCUCUCCAGCCGGCAGCUGCGGCGGCUCGCGGUGACGGCUGCGGCCCGAGGAAGGGCUGCAGCUCACCAGCCGGCAGCUUCAGCUCUCGGUGACAGCUGCAGCUCCCGGAGGACAGUAGCUGCAGCUCCCGGCGGCAGCAGCUACAGCUUCUGAUGGGGAACACCUGCAGCUCUUAGUGACUGCAGACUGCAGGUCCCGGCGGGCAGCAGCAGCUGUAGCUCUCAGCAACAUCUGCAGCUCCCAGUGACAACUUUCCGGGACAUGUUUGUCAAUUACCGCUCGAAUGUAUGUGUGGACGAAUGUAUGAACGUAUGAGCAUUUGUUUGAAAGGUGAACUCAAUGACUGGUGUUAGUUGAUUGUGUGAUAUGAUAUUGAAGUUGUGACUUAUUGUUCAAUCAAUGUUUAUCCAUACAUCGUGAGGAUUCCUCUUUAUAUUCGGUUCGAUUGCAUUAGCUGCAGCCCGUCUGGUUUCUAUGUGUCGUGUCCUUAUGGUCGUAUAUUUUAUAUUGGUAUCCUGGUAAGAAAUGCGUUCGUAGGCGAUAAUUAGUGCUUAUCAUGGCGUUGACUACAGAGACACGUGUAUCAGACAUUGAUCGCAAGGCGAAGACGUAUGCUGAUGUUCAUUUACAAUUUACAACAUAGUUAUGCAGUUACGGUUUCUUUCGGAGGCGUGCUUUCUGCAAUACGUCUUGCUGAGCUAUAUCAAUACAUGUUUUGAA
Molecule: messenger RNA, 2383 nt
Organism: Amphibalanus amphitrite
Lineage: Eukaryota; Metazoa; Arthropoda; Thecostraca; Balanomorpha; Balanidae
Exons: 4
Coding region: 86-1510 (474 amino acids)
Source: RefSeq, a predicted model, not a curated record